AAGCGGAUUGCUCCUUUUUUUCCGGCUUCUGGACACCCUCAAACGUCCGCGUUCGCUCCAUUACACGGCGAACCCGCCACCAAAGUCCAGACGAAUCCAUCCACCGUGACGGGCGUCCCCGAGCGGUACUCAAAGAUGAAUCCCGAAUAUGACUACUUAUUCAAACUGCUGCUGAUUGGAGAUUCCGGCGUUGGAAAGUCUUGUCUGCUGCUUCGCUUUGCAGAUGAUACGUACACAGAGAGCUACAUCAGCACCAUCGGCGUGGACUUCAAGAUCCGGACCAUCGAGCUGGACGGGAAGACCAUCAAGCUGCAGAUUUGGGACACGGCCGGCCAGGAGCGCUUCCGCACCAUCACGUCCAGCUACUACAGAGGCGCGCACGGCAUCAUCGUGGUGUACGACGUCACCGAUCAGGAGUCGUUCAACAACGUGAAGCAGUGGCUCCAGGAGAUCGGCCGCUACGCCAGCGAGAACGUCAACAAGCUGCUAGUGGGCAACAAAUGCGACCUGACCACCAAGAAGGUGGUGGACUACACCACGGCCAAGGAGUUUGCCGACGGCUUGGCCAUCCCCUUCCUGGAAAGCAGCGCCAAGAGCGCCACCAACGUGGAGCAGGCCUUCAUGACCAUGGCGGCCGAGAUCAAGAAGAGGAUGGGCCCCGGCGCCGCCGCCGCCGGCACCGAUAAGUCCAACGUCAAGAUCCAGAGCAAGCCCGUCAACACCUCGUCCGGAGGCUGCUGCUGAUUUGGCGGCCGGCGAGCUCGCCACAAGGAGCUUUGAGACGGUGCGUGCAGACGCAACGCAACAAAUUGGACACCCGAGUCAGCAAUAGCACGGGAGCUGGCUGGCAGUCUGCUUUUUUUUGUCUUCACACACACCGGUCCAGGUCCCCUUUUUAAUCCACACACACACACACUUUUGUUUUCUUUUUGUUUGUGUCUUCACAUUGUCCUCAUUUUGCAACGCAGCACACGCUGGGCACAGGCGCGAUCUUCCAUCUCGUACCUUCUGGCUGCUCUUAGCGGGGCCCGACAACCACGCCACGGGAUCCCCCCCCCCCCCCCCCCCCUUCUCUCUCAAAUGUAAAUACGUGCCGCUGUGUGCUAGCAUGAUGCUAAGCGGCAGGCGUGUGCUCCAUUGUGGCCCGGCCAUCUGUAAAGUGUAUAUAUGACACCAAGUCCAUUAAACAAUGAAGGAGAUGUUUGAUACCUCGCUUGCAUUGACUUUUCUACGUUUUUUCCACUUGGCGUUGGAACGCCAAUUCCAACAAUCCAUGACAGUUCCAAACUAUUUGCUGUCCAAAUUUGAGUCAGUCAUUUGGGCCUGCUGAUGCAAGGGUGUGCAACAGGUAAUGUUUUGCUUCACCUUUAAAAAAAGAAAAAUAAACUAUUCAGAGCCCCAAACA
Syngnathus typhle (broad-nosed pipefish) is the source of this 1405-nucleotide messenger RNA. Its product is annotated as ras-related protein Rab-1A-like. NCBI's taxonomy places the organism in Eukaryota, Metazoa, Chordata, Actinopteri, Syngnathiformes, Syngnathidae. The record is from RefSeq and is a predicted model, not a curated record. The coding region runs from base 136 to 744 and encodes 202 amino acids. Gene Ontology annotation, molecular function: GTP binding; GTPase activity. The transcript is spliced from 6 exons.